Messenger RNA from Lodderomyces theae, 1260 nucleotides. RefSeq lists its product as uncharacterized. The record is from RefSeq and is a predicted model, not a curated record. NCBI's taxonomy places the organism in Eukaryota, Fungi, Ascomycota, Pichiomycetes, Serinales, Debaryomycetaceae. Bases 1 to 1260 code for a protein of 419 amino acids. The transcript has a single exon.
AUGACAUCAAGACAAGAGCGAGCGACACUUGCUCAGAAGAUACAAGUACUCGACUACUUCCAUUCGUCUGGGAACUCUCAACUAAAGACAGUUGACAAGUUCAAAAAGGACUUUUCAAUCUCAAAAUCAUCACUUAGCGAAUGGCUUAAACGUGAAGACAAUCUACGUCAUAGUUUUACACAACAGGAGUACAAAAUUUCCAAAAACAGCCGAAGGACAGUAAGGUUCAAAUAUGAAAAGAUAAACAGAGCCAUGGAUGCGCUAGUUUUGACUAGAUUGGAAAAGAAUGAGCCGAUUUCGGAACCGAUUUUGCGAGAACACUGGUCUGUGUAUGCUCACCAAUAUGGCGUGGACGACCCUAAAAGAUUGGUCAGUUUUAGUCAUGGAUGGUUAAAUCAAUUCAAGAAAAGGCAUGGAUUAAGGAGGAACCCACUGUCUCACAAGGGGUCACUACUGCAAAAACUUGGAGAUAUAGAUGAUGGAGAUGGGCGUGAAUUGGAAUCAGAAACUAGUGAUAAUCCAGCGACAAACAAUGCAACAGACAAGACUGCUGUGGCCAGUCAGCUUACUGAAGACAUUUCACUGGAUAUUUUCGAGCCGGUCUUGUUGCAAUGGCCCAAUCAUCGGAUCGCGAGAGAGAAAAGUGCUGUAGUCAAUAAUAAGUCAAAUGCUUUGGCAGUGCACGAGACCCCAGAUGAAAUACAGCUACGAAACAAUCUACUGGUUGACUCUGCAAGAUCCGACCCGAUUCCGCACUUAUCUGAACUUCCCCUUCACGAUGAUGUACGUCGUUUAUUCCGGCAACGCCCAUUGACAAUGCCGACGCUGGAUUUGCUUAACCCUGAAGCAAACAGUGAUUCGAAAGCGGGUAAGAGUUUGAAGAGACGGCGUCCGGUAGUACCGGAAGAACAGCCCAUUCAAGAAAUGCAAAACCAUGACCCUUCCAACAAGUAUACAGUUCCCGCAGCUGCGGUACCAGACGUGAUUUCCAACACCGUAACAGAGUCAAACACAAUAAAUGAAUCGUCGCCACUUGAGCAAGGCGAAGAAGCGCAACGCGAAGACGUUUUAGAGGACAAUACAAACGAUGUCUUUGCUGACAGCCAGAAUGAAAUAGAAAGGUUCAUAUUCACCAAAGCUGAAACCUUUUUCCAAGCCAAUGCCAAACUGUUCCCCGAAGCAUCAAGACUAUUUCAAAAAUUUGAACAGGCGUUCUCCGAAGAGCUAGAACAGAAGCGUAGUUUGACAGAGAUGUGUUAA